Molecule: messenger RNA, 876 nt
Organism: Meyerozyma guilliermondii ATCC 6260
Lineage: Eukaryota; Fungi; Ascomycota; Pichiomycetes; Serinales; Debaryomycetaceae
Exons: 1
Coding region: 1-876 (291 amino acids)
Source: RefSeq, a predicted model, not a curated record
AUGAACACAGAACCACGCACCGGUGUCCAGCUCGAGCGUGAGCGGGUCACCUGCUUGCUCCUCAUCAAUACCCAACUCAUGAAAAAGGCUAUAAACUUAUAUGUCAACAUUCUUACAAAUCAACAAGCUCUUCAGCUGCUCCCGCCUCAGAACAAACAGUCGAUAAUUGAGCUGUAUCAAAAUUGUACCCGUAGACUUCAUUGCAAUUUAGCAGUUCUUUCAACUGUGCACGAGAAAUACCACUCGACCGUGCCUCUGCUGGCUCAACCAAACAAACCUCAGUUUCCAGUCAUCAUGUCGGCUCCACCAGAUAUGCCAGAACUCAACCAACUUUACACCAAAUUGCAAGAAUUAUAUCCAGAUGCGGUCCGGUUCUUGAAGAUGAAAUACCAGCAGUUGCGCAAACAGGCUCAGGGGUCGCCGGUGGGUCAGAUGCCUGGAAUGCAAAACAUGCAAAACAUGCCUCAAAAUACCCAAAGUAUGCCGCAAAAUACCCAAAACAUGCCACAAGGUAUGGCUCAAAAUAAACCACAAGGUAUGCCGCAAAACAUUCCCCAGAACAUGCAAAACAUGUCGAAUAUGCUGAACAUGUCGAACGUGCCAAUGCCUCAAAACAUCAUGCAACAAACACCCACCUACUCGCCGGCUCUAUCCCAGGCUCUGCAGCCCGCCAUGACACCCAGUAGCGCCACUUUUGGCGGCGGAAAUAAAGACGACUUUAUGAUGCCUUCGCAGCAGUCGCAGUUUUCGGGCUUUAAUCCACAGGCAGUGAACUCGGGCUACCAGAACGUAUCGCAAGAACCUCAGAUGCUGGCCAUGUCGCCACAGCAGAUACUCCAGCAGGCCAAUACCGGGACCAUGGACUUCUACUCGUGA